Molecule: messenger RNA, 1281 nt
Organism: Mizuhopecten yessoensis (Yesso scallop)
Lineage: Eukaryota; Metazoa; Mollusca; Bivalvia; Pectinida; Pectinidae
Product: KH domain-containing protein 3-like
Exons: 2
Coding region: 24-1100 (358 amino acids)
Source: RefSeq, a predicted model, not a curated record
CCCAGUGUGUACGUGCUAUUAAUAUGUCUGUACCAGUGUGUGUACGUGCUACUCCUGUCUGUACCAGUGUGUACGUGCUAUUAAUAUGUCUGUACCGAUGUGUGUACGUGCUAUUCCUCUGUCCCGUCUGUCUGUACCAGUGUAUGUACGUUCUCUUUAUCUGUCCCCUCUGUCUGUACCAGUGUAUGUACGUUCUAUUUAUCUGUCCCGUCUGUCUGUACCAGUGUGUGUACGUGCUAUUCCUCCUCUGUCUACCAGUGUGUGUACGUGCUAUUACUCCGUCUCCUCUGUCUGUACCAGUGUAUGUACGUUCUAUUUAUCUGUCGCCUCUGUCUGUACCAGUGUAUGUACGUUCUAUUUAUCUGUCCCCUCUGUCUGUACUAGUGUAUGUACGUUCUAUUUCUCUGUCCCCUCUGUCUGUACCAGUGUAUGUACGUGCUAUUACUCCGUCUCCUCUGUCUGUACUAGUGUAUGUACGUUCUAUUUAUCUGUCCCGUCUGUCUGUACCAGUGUAUGUACGUUCUAUUUAUCUGUCGCCUCUGUCUGUACCAGUGUAUGUACGUUCUAUUUAUCUGUCUCCUCUGUCUGUACCAGUGUAUGUACGUUCUAUUUAUCUGUCCCCUCUGUCUGUACCAGUGUAUGUACGUGCUAUUACUCCGUCUCCUCUGUCUGUACCAGUUUGUGUAUGUGCUAUUCCUCCUCUGUCUGUACUAGUGUGUGUACGUUCUAUUUCUCUGUCUGUACCAGUGUGUGUACGUGCUAUUAAUAUGUCUGUACCAGGGUGUGUACGUGCUAUUAAUAUGUCUGUACCAGUGGGUGUACGUGCUAUUAAUAUGUCUGUACCAGUGUGUGUACGUGCUAUUAAUAGGUCUGUACCAGUGUGUGUACGUGCUAUUAAUAUGUCUGUAGCAGUGUGUGUACGUGCUAUUGAUAUGUCUGUACCAGUGUGUGUACGUGCUAUUAAUAUGUCUGUACCAGUGUGUGUACGUGCUAUUUCUCUGUCCCCUCUGUCUGUACCAGUGUGUACGUGCUAUUACUCUGUCCCCUCUGUCUGUACCAGUGUGUGUGGUCGGUGUGAUUUAACAUAUUCAUCUUGUUGACUUAUCGUGAUUUCACUCCAAAUGACUUGAAUAUUGUGGUAGAGUAGGUGUAACAAUGGAGGUGUACUGUUGGCGUUACGUGGUGUAGAUAUACAGUAUACUGACAAAUGUUUUACGAUAUCAAAUAUAAGGACAUUAUGUUGGAUAUAAAAUGUUGUACAAUAUAAAAUUGAAGACCAGC